AUUUCACAAUCCUAGCCUAGAAGAGACCCACGAUAUAUCAAACUCAUAUGAUUAUGAUGACUAUGAUAUAUUCAAAUCAAGAUACCCUCAAGAGAAAAGGAAAAAAAUUUCAAUUUUCAACCCCAUCACAAUUCAACUAUUCUUAGCUUUGAAGUUUGAGCUCAAACUCCAACAUUCCAAACUUGCAUAGAGAUAAAAAUCUAAUCUUUUAAGAUAAAGAGAAAAACAAAAGAUAGAUUUUUGGUGAGGUGUAAAGAGUAAAAAAAAAAAAACUUUGCAACUCUGUUUUGUUCUUUUUUGUGUGUUAAUAUGAGUAACUGGUUGGGUUUUUCUCUUACUCCACACUUAAGGAUUGAUGAAGAAUUUGGAAGAGAAAAUCAAGAACAUGUAGGAGAAGGUGAAGAAAGAGGAACCUAUGUUGUUCCUCCUUCUUCUCAUCAUCAUCCUCAUCACUUUUCUGUUAUGCCUUUGCGUUCUGAUGGUUCACUUUGUGUUUCUGAUUCCUUUAGACACUCUGUUACACCUCAAGAAUGGAGAUAUGAUAAUGCAAUAACUGGUGGAAAUUCAAAUGAAGAAGGACCAAAACUUGAAGAUUUUUUGGGAUGUUACUCAAAUUCUUCACUAGCUGAAACAAAAGUCUUUUGUUCACAACAUGACCAAAACCAAAAUAGUACUAAUUCUAAAAUCAAUGUUAAUGUGGCACCAAGUUUUUGCACUAAUAAUAACAACACAGAAAUUGAAACUAGGGAGAAUCUCACAAACCAAUCUUCAUUGAUUCACUCUUUCCAUGCAUAUAAUGAUAACAACAACAAUAAUCAACAUGCCUUAAUCUCAAAUAAUAAUAGCAUGUACAAGUCUUGGAUGAUUCAAUCUCAAUUUUCUGAUGGGAAAAAUUGUAAUGAGGCAAAUGGGUCAUGUAAUUUUCAAUCACUUAACUUGACUAUGAGUCCAAGUGUGCAAAAUGGGGUUGUUGGUGUUGGUGCAAUUUCUAAUGUUCAGGUGAAUGAAGAUCCUAGAAAAAGGUCUUUGUCAAAAUCUAAUGCUAGAGAACCUGUCCCUCGAAAAUCUAUUGAUACUUUUGGACAGAGAACUUCUCAAUACCGUGGUGUUACUAGGCAUAGAUGGACUGGGAGAUAUGAGGCCCAUUUGUGGGAUAAUAGCUGCAGAAAAGAAGGGCAAACUAGGAAAGGAAGACAAGUUUACCUUGGUGGUUAUGACAAGGAAGAAAAAGCAGCAAAGGCUUAUGACUUAGCUGCACUGAAGUAUUGGGGUCCUACAACUCACAUAAAUUUCCCUUUAAGCACUUAUGAAAAGGAACUUGAAGAAAUGAAGAACAUGACAAGGCAAGAAUUUGUGGCCAAUUUAAGAAGGAAGAGCAGUGGAUUUUCAAGAGGUGCAUCUGUGUAUAGAGGUGUGACAAGACACCAUCAACAUGGAAGGUGGCAGGCUAGGAUUGGAAGGGUUGCAGGAAACAAGGACUUGUAUCUUGGUACAUUUAGCACACAAGAGGAGGCUGCAGAAGCAUAUGAUAUUGCAGCAAUUAAAUUCAGGGGAACAAGUGCUGUGACCAACUUUGACAUAAGUAGGUAUGAUGUGAAGAGAAUUUGCUCAAGCUCAACUCUAAUUGCCGGAGAUCUUGCGAAACGGUCACCUAAAGACUCAGCUCCUGCAGUCAUUACCGAGGACUUCAAUUCGUGCGGAAGCUCGUCGACACCUUCUCAGCCGCCUCCUAUGACAAUCACCGAUAGCAAACAACAUUCCGAUGAAUUGUCCAACAUGGUGUGGAAUUCAAACAGCGACGAGCAACAUCAUAACGAGUGCGGAAACACCAACAUCACCGAAUCGUCGCUGCAAGGUUCACCUAGCAACAAGAAUGAAAUGAAUCCUCAAAGUCCUAAAUGUGCUGUUGGAAUUCCUAAUGAAUUUGGAGUGAGUGGAACAGAUUAUGGACAUGGUUACUUCAACCUUCAUGGACCAAAAUUUGAUGAUGGAAACAAUGAAAAUGAUCACAUGAACAACAAUAGGCUUGGAAAUUUGGGUUUGGUUAAUCAAGUUCCUAUGUUUGCUUUGUGGAAUGAAUGAAUGAAUGAAGGGAAUGUUUGAGACACAUUAAAAAUAUUAUUAUUAGCUUAGGAAAAACUAAGAUAUGAUGUCAGAAUAUUAUUAUUGAAUGAAUUAUUGUUGUUUGGUAUA
This is a messenger RNA of Cicer arietinum (chickpea), 2193 nucleotides long. The record is from RefSeq and is a predicted model, not a curated record. NCBI's taxonomy places the organism in Eukaryota, Viridiplantae, Streptophyta, Magnoliopsida, Fabales, Fabaceae.